This is a messenger RNA of Callorhinchus milii (elephant shark), 1183 nucleotides long. RefSeq names its product X-ray repair complementing defective repair in Chinese hamster cells 2 (gene xrcc2). Gene Ontology annotation, biological process: DNA strand invasion; double-strand break repair via homologous recombination. The coding region runs from base 60 to 917 and encodes 285 amino acids. Lineage: Eukaryota; Metazoa; Chordata; Chondrichthyes; Chimaeriformes; Callorhinchidae. The transcript is spliced from 3 exons. Gene Ontology annotation, molecular function: ATP binding; four-way junction DNA binding; ATP-dependent DNA damage sensor activity. Gene Ontology annotation, cellular component: replication fork; Rad51B-Rad51C-Rad51D-XRCC2 complex; centrosome. The record is from RefSeq and is a predicted model, not a curated record.
GUCUGUGUGUCUCUCUGUGUGUCUCCCUGUGUGUCUGUGUGUGUGUCUGUCCCGGCGCAAUGACGGCUGAUUUUCGGGUGAGUGAGUCGGGUUCUGAGUUGCUUGCCAGACUUAAAGGAAGAAGCUCUCUGAAAAAUCUUGAACCAAGACUUUUUACAGAGGAAGGAUUGGCAAGUCAUGGAGACGCUGUUGAGUUUUACGGCCCAGAAGGAACAGGGAAAUCUGAAAUGCUGUAUCACCUGGUCGUGUCCUGCAUCCUGCCAGAAUUAGCUGGGGGCCUGCAGGUGGAAGUGCUGUUUAUCGACACUGAUUACCACUUUGACAUGCUCCGCCUGGUCACCAUUCUGGAACGCCGGCUGCCGCAGGGCACUGAGGACACGGUCAAAGGCUGCCUGAGCCGCCUGUAUCUGGUUCAAUGCGGGGGCAGUACCCAACUGCUGCUCCUCCUGCACUCCCUGGAGGCCUUGGUUUGCAGCCACCCUGCUCUCUGCUUGCUUAUUGUGGACAGCAUCUCCGCCUUCUACUGGAUGGACAGGCUCAGCGGUGGGGAGAGCAUCAACCAACAGGAGGCCAGCCUGUGCCGCUGCAUCGAGCACCUAGAGAAACUGCUGAGCGAAUACCAUUUGGUGUUGGUGGCAACCACACAAGCCCUCAUGCAUGUGCCAGGGUCCGGGGUGUACAAGUCUGAUGGAGUUUCCGCUGCUUGGUUACCUCUCCUGAGCACUGCUGCGCAGUAUAAGCCGUACCUGUGCAAGUCCUGGCAAAGACUGGUCAAACAUAGGCUGGUUUUCUCCAAGUGUAACAACAAUGCAAGGGACAAUAAGCUGGAUUUCACCAUUGUUUCUCUACAUCCCAAAAGCAGUGUUGUGAGCAAGUGUGCUUUUACUGUUACUGAUGGUGGGAUCCAGUUUCUUUAACUCUUCUACAGAUUAAGAGUAAUUGGUGAGGAGCAGAAGGAGAAAGAGCUUCUGUGAUUUACAAGGGGGGGGUGGGGGGAGGUAAUCACGUGCCUUUAACUUUGAUCUGCUGCUAAUUGUAUUGGUUCAGUCGAGUCUGUUCAUUGGAGGCGGGUAAAUCUGAAUGAGCUCAUUCAACGAGGCAGGUAAAUCUGAUUAACCCUUUAACUGUGGACUGACCUCCCCCACCCAAUGAGGCCAAGUAAAGGAAUAAAAAUUUUCAGGAA